AUGAAGUUUUCCUCCCUUAUUGUUCUAUGUUGUUCCGUGAUUAGCCUUGCGCUUGGAUCGCCUCAGGUGGUGAAUACGGACGAAGCAGAAACCGUCAUUGCGAAGUCGGGCCACACAAACAACUGGGCUGUAUUGGUAUCAACAUCUCGAUUCUGGUUCAACUAUAGACAUAUGGCCAAUGUCCUCAGUCUUUAUAGAACCGUCAAAAGAUUGGGUAUACCUGAUUCCCAGAUUAUCUUGAUGUUGUCUGACGAUAUAGCCUGCAACCCAAGAAAUGCAUUCCCAGGCACUGUCUUCAAUAACAUGGAUCAAGCAAUCGAUUUGUACGGUGAUCUGAUCGAAGUAGAUUACCGUGGAUACGAGGUUACUGUGGAAAACUUUGUCAGGUUGUUGACUGACCGUUGGGAUCCCGACCAUCCACGUUCCAAACGUCUCUUGACCGAUGAAAACUCUAAUAUCUUCAUCUACUUGACUGGCCAUGGUGGUAACGAGUUCUUGAAGUUCCAAGAUGCUGAUGAAAUAGGAUCUUAUGACAUUGCCGAUGCUUUUGAGCAGAUGCAUGAAAAGAAGAGAUACAAUGAGAUAUUCUUCAUGAUCGAUACUUGUCAGGCCAACACGAUGUACGAAAGAUUUUAUUCUCCCAACAUUUUGGCAGUGGGCUCUUCACAAAUUGAGGAGUCUUCAUACUCCCACCAUUCCGAUAUGGAUAUCGGUGUGGCUGUUAUUGAUAGAUUCACCUACUACACAUUGGAUUUCCUUGAAAAAAUCAAAACUAAUUCUAAGGUAACCAUGGACAAAUUAUUCGACGAGUAUACCUUUGAAAACAUCCAUUCUACACCGGGGAUCAGAACCGAUCUCUUCAAUAGAGAAGUCAAAGAUGUCUUGCUCACCGACUUUUUUGGAAAUGUUCAGGACGUGGUAGUAGACGAGGUGGAAGACGACCUUCUCUACAUUUCUAACCACUAUGCAAAUGGUACACAAAUCACCCAUGAUUCGCAUAAGACUUUAAAGGCUAUUAAUAGAGUUGCUUUCGACCUUCCAUCUACCGAAGGUUUUUCAACCUCCAAGCAAGGAAAGAUCAUUGCUGGGGUAUUCUUAGCAGGGCUUAUAUUGUUGUUCCUCAAAUAG
Molecule: messenger RNA, 1128 nt
Organism: Suhomyces tanzawaensis NRRL Y-17324
Lineage: Eukaryota; Fungi; Ascomycota; Pichiomycetes; Serinales; Debaryomycetaceae
Gene: GPI8
Product: GPI-anchor transamidase
Exons: 1
Coding region: 1-1128 (375 amino acids)
Biological process (GO): attachment of GPI anchor to protein; proteolysis; protein localization to cell surface
Cellular component (GO): GPI-anchor transamidase complex
Molecular function (GO): GPI-anchor transamidase activity
Source: RefSeq, a predicted model, not a curated record